This is a messenger RNA of Ectocarpus siliculosus, 378 nucleotides long. The record is from the annotation of a GenBank genome assembly. NCBI's taxonomy places the organism in Eukaryota, Phaeophyceae, Ectocarpales, Ectocarpaceae.
AUGUCCUCUUCUGGUUCUCAAGUCGAGCAUUACGAUGUUAAUGUGGCGAUCAAGGCCGACGAGUCAGAACUGUCUGAAGAUGAAGAGGAGCACAGCACCUCACCCACCGUUAAAGCGACGCCAGAGGUUGGAACUACCCAUCAGCAGAGGCGGUCCGAGCACACCCACGGGGGAGAUCGAGAAGAGGAAGAGGAAGAAGAGAAAGAGCAGGAGGGGCAGGAGGAGGAGGGGGAGGGGGAGGGGGGGGUGGAGGUGGAGGGAGAGGAGGAGAGGGACGAAGAGCGGGAGCGGGAGCAGGAGCAGGAGGAGGAGGAGGAGGAGGAGGAGGAGGAGGAGGAGGAGGAGGAGGAGGAGGAGGUGAUAUUUCACGAGCUUUAG